Mya arenaria is the source of this 5796-nucleotide messenger RNA. Its product is annotated as carnitine O-palmitoyltransferase 1, liver isoform-like. Gene Ontology annotation, molecular function: carnitine O-palmitoyltransferase activity. Gene Ontology annotation, biological process: fatty acid metabolic process; carnitine metabolic process. The record is from RefSeq and is a predicted model, not a curated record. The transcript is spliced from 18 exons. NCBI's taxonomy places the organism in Eukaryota, Metazoa, Mollusca, Bivalvia, Myida, Myidae. Gene Ontology annotation, cellular component: mitochondrion. The coding region runs from base 123 to 2276 and encodes 717 amino acids.
AUUUGGAUUGCUUCGGGGUAUAUCGGCGUUUACGUCAACAAAUCACUUGUCAACAAGAAAAAACAAGCCACAUCUUUUCUAAAACAUUUAAUGAUAAAAUAGGUUCUUAAGCCGGCCGCAGGAUGUUUCGAGUAAUGGGCUCGAUGAUGCCCUAUAGAAAUAGGGCAUAUGACAUUUAUCGACGCAACUUUAGCGAAGCAUCCGCAGUAGGAUUUUUGUCUGCUUUACUGUUUACAGUUUUCUCAACAGGUGUAGAAAAUCUGGUCGAUUUUGGUGUAAAAUGGAUGGAGUUGACAGGAAUCCCGUAUCAAAUGAACAUCGCACUGCUGGGUUUUAUAGUUGGCUAUGGAACCACGAAGAUGUUUCUUCUGAUGAGGAUGCAUUUGUUUAAAAUGCUCCUUGCCUACCAGGGUUGGAUGUUUAACCCAAAAUCGACGACAACAAAGAUGUGGGCAUUGAUGCUGGGUCUGUUGAGAGGAAACGGCAGGUAUCCAUGCUUCUAUUUUGAGCCCCUGUUGCCGCGACUACCAAUACCAGAACUCAAUGCCACCCUAGACAGGUUUCUGACCUCAAUGAAGCCAAUUGUCCCUGAGGAAGAGUACAUCCAGCUGCUGACAGACACAGAGACAUUCAGAGUGAAGGAGGGGCCAAAGAUACACCAGUACCUCAAACAGAGGUCAGUAAACAAGCGUAAUUGGCUUGCAGAGUUCUGGCUUCAGUACGCCUACCUUGGCUGGAGAGAGCCGUGUGCAGUAAAUGUGAACUGCUUUGCCCUUGACAGAAGAACUCUACCAUCUACCAAUCAGCUGGCCAGGACUGCAAACCUCAUCUACAAUAUUGUGGGGUACUAUGUGCAGAUCUGUGAUGAGUCUCUGGUGCCCCAGUACAUGCAGGACCUGAUCCCCAUUACCAUGGAUGGAUACAAGAAAACCUACUGCACAGUCAGACGACCGAAGCCGUUCAUGGAUGAAAUUGUAUCGUACAAUGAUCAGAAACAUGUGGUCAUUUACCGAAAGGGAGUGUACUUCACCAUGGACGUUUUUAAGACCGACAGCGAUGGGAAAGAAGUUCAGGUCUCGGUCCCGGAAAUUCAUGCUCAGUUGCAGAGGAUCUGUGAAAUGGCUGAUGAUUCAAAGGACACUUGUCCAAUUGGUGUGUUUACUGCUCAGAACAGGGACUACUGGGCGAAGGCUCGGGAGAAGUUGGUGGCUAAGGAUGUGAACAGGGAAAGCCUUGAAGUGAUUGACAGCAGCCUGACUAUAAUCUUCCUAGAUGAGGAAAGGCCAAAGGAUGUGGAUGAAGAAGCUAUGUUCUCCAUGACCGGACAAGGAACAAACAGAUACUUUGACAAAGCCCUCCAGUACAUUUCCUACGCCAAUGGCAAAAUAGGGGUGAAUGCUGAACACGCAUGCAGUGAUGCUACGAUGCCAGGUCGCAUCUGGGAAUACAUUUUGGCCAAGGAGCAGUACAAUGAAGAUGGAAGUGUCCCCAAAGCCCCUGAGGCCAUUGUGCAGAAACUACAGACACCAACCAAACUUGAAUGGGACCUAUGCGAUGUUGAAAAUGAAAUCACUGAAUCUCUUGAACACUUCAAGAAACUGGCGAACGGUUUUGUGUCAAAGAGUGUGUUCGCGGAUUAUGGCAAAGGCUUCAUCAAAACCAAGAGGCUCAGUCCUGAUGGAUACAUACAGAUGGCGAUUCAACUGGCAUACUUUAAGCUGAAUGGAAAAUGUGUGAAAACAUAUGAGUCUGCAUCCACGAGAAUGUUUGCUGAUGGGCGUACUGAAACAAUACGACCAGUGACGGAGUCUUCAGUAGCCUGGUGCAAGGCCAUGUCGCUGAUGAAAGGGACAACUCGGGAACAGAAGAUCUUGCUACUGAAACGGGCCAUCAACGCACAGACCAAGCUGAAGAACGAGGCCGUGGUAGGGCUCGGGUGGGAUCGUCACAUGUUUGGGCUGUUUGCCUGCUGUAAAGAACUUCAGAUGGAGCUCCCCAGUGUGUUCAAAAACAAGUACAUGUUCAUGCCAGAUGUAUUGAGCACAUCUCAGACUCCGACAAAGUACACGGAUAUAUGGAAGCAGGAGAAGUCGUGUCUAGGUGGGGGCUUUGCUGCAGUGAAUCCAAAUGGCUAUGGGGUCUCCUAUAUCAUUGUUGGAGAAGAUCUCAUCCUUUUCCAUGUGAGCGCAAACAAGUACUCCGAGGAGACGUCAGCGCACAAAAUGACCGACGCCAUCAUGGACUCCAUGAAUGAAAUACGGGAUCUGCUUAACUAAAUCCAAGCUGUAGAAGAAGGAAAUAUUUUUUAUUUUGACAUUCUGUAAGCUUAAACAAUUAGGCAUUGCAAUGUGGUGAUGAUUACACAUGUAGCUUACAGAUUAAAUAUACCUUUAGUGAAGUUACACAGCUAUAAAGACUGUUAAAAUGUUUUGCAGGAUAAUGUGAAUCUUUACCAGUGAUAUUUGAAAUCAUCCCUGUGAGUAACAUGUAUUUUUAAAACAAUUGAAAUCUAGAAUGGUGUUUAUCUUACAUCAAACUGUACUUUAUUUUUAAAGAGUUAACAGCAAGAUUUUCAUAUACAUAUAUUUCAUGUUUGCCAUUGAAAACUUACUUCCUAAAUGUUUUAUAUAUUUUAUACCUUAGGUGUUAUUUACAGUGCUCUUAACAGUCCAGAGUCUACUUUUAAAUGUUUGAAAAUGUAAGCACCAUUAUUUUAAUAGUACUGUUACUGUUAUGUUUUAGCCUCGUUUUAAAAAGGGCAGGGUGCUGCAGAAAAAGGGACAGGGUGCUAAGGGUUUAAAGGGCACACUGCAUCAGGAUGUGAAAAACUUCAAUAUUGUAAUCAUGACAAAAAUUGUUUGUGAAAUAUGAGUAAUUGAAGUAGUUUAAUUUUCAACUGCCAGAUAUAUUAAGUUUGUUUGUAUUAAGUAUCAUUGAAAAUGUUUUAUUGUUUUAUAACUAAAUUAAAGAAAAAAAUUAUUAUUUAAAGCAUUCAAUUCUAGAAGGCAGAAGGGUGCACAUGUCAGUCUCCUUGAGGGCACCAAAUAUGGCAGGGUGCAGCAUCCUCCAUAUACUCAUUAGCUAAAACCAUAACUGUAUUGAAAAAACCUUGUUAUGUUAUCAAUGUUUAUACGACAAAAAAUUGUAAGGUCAAGAAUUUCUGCGGAUACUUAGCGAGUGUCAGAAAUAUAAUUUCUUGCAAUUUGAAAUAAACCUUAUAGCUGCACUCUCACAGAUUUACCGUUUUUACAGCUUUGUUAUUUUUUGUCUUGGAAAAAGCAAUUUUUCUGCAAACUAGUGAUAAAAGACUGCUGACAAAUGAGAUCCCAGAUUUUCAUAUUUCAGUUCGAAAACUAAUGUUUAAUGGCUUGAAGCAUAGUUGUCAAAAGUUGUCAAAACAUUCAGUCUGUGAGAGUGCAGCUUUAAUUUAUUUCCAACUUAACUAUUUGGUAAAAAAAUAUCUCAUUACAACAAAAUGAACAAAACAUUCGAAAAAUUGAUUGAAACAUCAUUGAUAAGAUGGUUGAAUUAUGUAUAGUGAAAUAGAUAUCAUUUGUGACUGAUGAUUUACCACUAUAUGUUGAUGACCAGCAAACAUUCUUAUCCUGAUAUUAAGCACAAAUGGCUCAUGAAAAUAUGUGUUGACAAGUGAUUUGUUGCAUGACUUGAAAUUGUUUAGUGUUGUUUUAAUGAUGCGUUAUUUUAAUUAUUAUUAAUGUACACAUGUAGUUUGCUGCUGUGAUUCAUUUUUAAAUCUGCUCAGGACUCCAUAUUUCACAACCGUGGGUCCUGAGCACACACCUAACAGUCCAAAGCUUUGCUAUAUGCAUAUAUAUCACUGAAAAAAGUGCAUCUCCAGGAUGUACGUGUUUGGGAAUAAUGAGUCCUCAGGACGGACUUGGGAAGUGCAGCAAAAUGAAUCCCUGUAAAUGCUUUCUUUACUUUAAAGUCAUUAUAGUCUGUUCUGGCUUUCAGUUUAAGAGGCAGAUGUAUUUUCAUCUGUGAAUCUCUCACACCAUUAUGUACACUUAUUGUGCAAACUGGUCCAUAAAUAUAAGCAUGCAAUAUUGUGCAAACUGGUCCAUAAAUAUGAGCAGGCAAUGCUGUGCAAACUGGUCCAUAAAUAUGAGCAUGCAUUGCUGUGCAAACUGAUCAAUAAAAAUGAGCAAUGUUGUGUGAACUGGUCCAUAGAUACAAGAAACCAAGGCUGUGCAAACUGGUCCAUAAAUAUGAGCAGUCAAUGUUGUACAAACUGGUCCAUAAGUAUGAGCAGGCAAUGCUGUGCAAAGUAGUCCAUAGCUAUGAGAAAGCAAGGCUGUGCAAACUGGUCUAAAGAUAUGAGCAUGUUUGUUGUUCAACGUACCGAGGAUGGAGGUAGCCAUGUAAAUACUGCUAAUAUGAGAGUCCCUUUGUAAAAGCUAGUUUUAAUGCCUGUAUUAAGGAGUGCAGAGUUCACAAAGCUUAUUCAAAAUGGUAAAAUUGUUGUUAUUUUACUAACAAUUUACAUUGUAUAGCACAACGCUUUCAACAUGGACUAAGAGGGUUCUUGUUGUGGCAAAAGCUUGCAGUCAAUCAGUAUGUCUGAUAGUGGUUACAGAUAUGUUUUUGUUAUAGAUUCUUUUAUGUGCCACACAAAGUCAUGGAUUUAGUUUUUUUUAAAUGAUUCACAAACCUUAUUUGUUUUUUGUUUUCUUUCUGUUAUAUUUGUUUUAAUUGGUGAUAAACUCAACAUAUAUUUACAAAUGUAAAGUUCUUUUAAUAUAUUACUUUUAUAUACAAAUCAUUUCAAAUGGCUGUAAAUCUACUUUCUGUGAUAAGUGUUUAUUACAGACCUGUUUAAAACCACCCCUUAUCUGUCUUAUUUUGCAUUAUGUACUUUUAUGACUGAUGAAGGUAUAAGUAGAUUAAAUGCUUUGUGCGAACAAAGACAUUGGUAAAACCUAUCUAAUGUUAUUGCUGCGUAAACGGGCAAAUUGCAUAGUUAGAUCGUGAUCUGUUACACUAUGUAACGAGCAAUAAUACAACAGCUGUGUGAGGCAGAAUGUGUCUUUUUGUAACACUUUGUUACAUUCCAAAUAUCCAUCUAAGUUAUAGAUUAAAAGCAUAGGGUCUUCUUCAAGCAUUUGUAAAGCUAGUUGGAAUGACUAAACGUAUGGAUAGAUAUCUGUUACGAAGAAAGAUAUUGGUAUAAAAAUUGCUCAUUGCAUAAAGCAUCACAUAUAUUGUUGUUUUUCAACGAAAUUUGAGAGCGUUCUGAUAAUACAUGUACAACUGUCCCCUGCUAAGUGUUUACAAUAAGACUCAUGAAAGCAAAAAUAUUGAUUCAACAUGAACAUUUUGGUAUUGUAUGCUGUGUUUAGAUUUGUUUCUGUUUUUGUUUUCAUAUAAAACCAGCACAUGCAUCUGUUUAUGUACAUGUAAUAGUUUUGUUCUUUUGUAUGAUCAUGUAUUUGCAUAACAAUUAUAUCGGCUGUGGUAUUUAUUUUCAUCUACGUACAUUUAUUUCUUGAUCAUACAUUUAUAUCACAUUGAUUACUUCCUGAAAUUGUGUUCCUGAUGUAAAUUCAUACACCAAUAUUCGAUAUAUAGAACUGUCUUUGUCAUUAAAAUCAUCGUUUGAAUAAUUCUGCUUGUUUGCAAACUUACUUGCAUUUCUUAAUACUUUGUAUUGCUGCUUUUUGUAGAUUGAGCUUUUUAUUUAUCAUUUAGUAUAUAUGUGAUUUUGGGUCAUAUAUGCAUGAUGGCUUAGUUUAUAUUGUUAUGUAUUCAUUUCACAAUAAAUGUACAAGAAAUGGC